GGUUCUUCACACGGAGGAGGCAAAAGCAAGAAUGCAUCCUCAGCGUCCCUGAAGGCCUCUUUUCAGCGCUCCAACAGUCAUGACAAAGUGCGAAAAAUAGUUGCUGAAGAGGGCCGUGCAGCUCGAAACCUUAUUGCCUGGAGUGUCCCUCUUGAAAACAAAGAGGAGGAAGUGAAGUCCAAAGGCAACUCCAGUGGCAGCUCCAGGUCUCAGAGGACCCAUUAUGGACAACAGAAAAAUAAAAAACAGAAUGCUGGCAUUGAAAGUAAAGGCACAUCUGGAACUUCACUGGACAAGGGGUCUGACAAGAGUCCCAGUAAAGUCAGGCAGCCACGGAAAGUGGACCUGCGAGCACGGUAUUGGGCCUUCCUCUUUGAGAACCUGCGUCGGGCCGUGGACGAGAUUUACGUCACGUGCGAAUCUGAUCAGAGCGUCUUAGAAUGCAAGGAGGUGUUGAUGAUGCUGGACAACUAUGUGAGGGACUUCAAAGCUCUCAUUGACUGGAUCCAGCUUCAAGAGAAGUUGGAGAAAACGGAUGCCCAGAACAGGCCGACUUCUUUAGCUUGGGAGGUGCGGAAGAUGUCUCCAGGACGUCAUGUCAUGCCGAGCCCGACUGCAGACAGAAUGGUAGCCCCCUCAGGCGCUCGACGUGCCCUCAACUUUGCUGGUCCUACAUCAACGCUGGCUGCAGCUCGGCUCUCCCAUACAGGUCUCAGCUGGGCAGACAGAGUAAAGUGCACUCAGGCCAUACAAAGCCAACCAGCCACAACCCCAGCAGAGAAACCUGGUAAAAAAGAUUCAGAAGGCUGGGAAACUGUACAGCGAGGACGCACUGCUAAACCUCGCUCUGCAGCCAUGGUGGCCAAGGUCAGUCCUGUCUUGGCUCACACCACCCCAAAACAGGACGGCGCCAAGGGUAACUGGUCACAUCUACCCGCACAGAAUCAGAAACGGCUCCGUCCUGAGUGUCCCCCAGAUAAGGACGUGAUCCAAACUAACUCUGGACAGCAAGUCACUGCAGAGCCUAACCCUCUUAAGGAGGUUGUACAUCCAGAUAAUGGACAAAUAAUGGAGCCCCCAGCAGAGCGUAUACAAGACUCAGAGCAGUGUGUCGACGCACCUUGUGAAGACGUGCCUCCCUCCGUAACAUCUCUUACCCCAUCCCAGGCCCCAGAGAGCACCCAAUCCAAAGCCACAGGCCCUUCAUCAGACAUUACCAUAUCAGUCCCAGUCACUUCUCAGGACAUUACAGCAUCUGUAGACCCACACCAGACGGGUGGGUUCAGUACUCUGAUGGUCUUUGAGGACACUGGGGCUGAGGGGGGCGCAUCACAGGGCAUGGCAACAUCUGCUGCAGGACAGGCCGAGACUCCCAUGGCAGCGGUGAAACUGGAGAGUGUGCUGGACCCCACAGAGCUUUCCACUCCUCAGUCCAUGGCAGAGGUCCUUGCCAAGAAAGAGGAGCUGGCUGACCGGCUGGAGAAGGCAAAUGAAGAGGCCAUUGCCAGCGCCAUUGCUGAAGAGGAGCAGCUGACGAGAGAGAUUCAGGCUGAAAAUAACGAUCUAGAGACCGACAAUGAAAAUUACUUCUCUGCUAAUAUAAGUGGUGGAGGCUGUGGCAUCAAUAUGGAUUGGAUUGAUCUGUUGGCUGAAUUUGAUGCUCGGGAAUCAUGGCGUCAAAGUACAUCUUGGGGGGACAUGGUAGAAGAAGAACCUUCUCGUCCUCCUGGGCAUGGGAUUCACAUGCAUGAGAAGUUGUCCUCACCAUCACGCAAAAGAACCAUUGCUGAGUCAAAGAAGAAACAUGAGGAGAAACAACUCAAGGCUCAGCAGUUGAGGGACAAACUUCGUGAGGAAAAGACCUUCAAAUUGCAGAAGCUCAUGGAGAGGGAGAAUGAUGUGCGAAAAUGGAAAGAAGAGUUGUUGGAGCAGCGUCGGAAAAUGAUGGAAGAAAGGCUGUUGCACGCUGAGUUUAAGAGGGAGCUGCAGCUCCAGGCGAUCGUGAAGAAAGCCCAAGAAGAAGAAGCCAAGGUGAAUGAAAUUGCUUUCAUCAACACUUUGGAAGCUCAAAAUAAGAGGCACGAUGCCCUGGCCAAGUUGAGUGAAUAUGAGCAACGUCUUAAUGAGCUACAGGAGGAGAGACAGAGGAGGCAGGAGGAGAAGCAGGCCAGAGAUGAGGCUGUUCAGGAGCGUAAGAGGGUUUUGGAAGCAGAGCGGCAAGCGAGAGUGGAGGAGCUGCUGAUACGAAGGAAAGAGCAGGAAGCUCGUAUUGAGCAACAGAGGCAGGAAAAGGAAAAAGCUCGAGAGGAUGCAGCUCGGGAAAGGGCCAGAGACCGAGAGGAGCGUCUGGCUGCUCUUAGUGCUGCCCAACAAGAGGCCAUGGAGGAGCUACAAAAGAAAAUUCAAAUGAAGCAUGACGAGAGCAGCCGCAGGCAUAUGGAGCAGAUCGAGCAGAGGAAAGAGAAGGCUGCUGAGCUCAGCAGUGGUCGACAUGCUAACACAGACUACGCCCCCAAACUGACACCUUAUGAGCGCACGAAACAAUGCUCAUUGUGUGGCACUGUGAUCACCUCAGAGGUGCACCUGUUCAGCCACACCAAAGGCAAGAGGCACCAGCAGGCCGUGCGAGACAGUAGUAGCAUCCAGGGACGGGAGCUCUCUGAUGAGGAAGUGGAGCAUCUUUCCUUGAAGAAAUAUAUUGUGGAUAUUCUGACAGAUAGUUCUGUUUCUUCUGAGAGUGUAAAAGAUGGAGAAGAACGGCAGAAAGCAAGGAAGAAAGCAAAGAAGCUUCGAGCGCGGAUGAAUUCCAGGGCAAAGGAAUACGAGACCUCAAUGGAAGCAAAGAAUCAAGUCCCAGAGUCUCCAUACAAAGCCAAGUUGCAGCGUUUGGUGAAAGACCUCCUGAAGCAACUGCAGGGCCAAGAUGGCGGGCAGUGGGCCAAUAAUAAAGCAUCUGGUCUGGACAGAACUCUUGGAGAGAUCUCCAGAAUUUUAGAAAAGCAGAACAAUGCGAACCAAGUGGCCUUCCAAGUGGGAGGUGGCCUGUCAGCUUUGGAACAAAUUCUGCAGGUCAUCACUGCUGCUUCCACACCCACUGCCGUCCCCCGUAUUCCUCUCAAAUCUCUUUGCGCUGCUGUAAAUGUCUACUAUCUGGCAUGUUCCUGCAGUAACUUCAACUGCUGUUAUGUGCUGUUUAGCAACAAGAUAGUCUUCCUCAUGGACCUGCUGCUGCAUCAGCUGACACUGUAUGUUCCAGAUGAAGACAAAUCCAUUUUUGGUCGCAGCGUAAACAAACAAGUCUUUGAAGGUUUCACAACAGGCCUGCUUCAGACCAUUGCCACCAUCUUGGACUCCCUGUGGCUGCGCACUUCCGAGUCAGGACACUCCGAAAACCCAUGGAUCCCCUCUUCAGAUGUCAAGGCCAAAAGCUCUGCAGCGGAGUCCCUUAACACUCGUGCCCAAGAUCUAAUCAGCUAUGUGGUGAACAUGGGUUUGAUUGACAAGCUGUAUGGGUGCUUCUUGUCAGUCCAAGGCCCUGUAGACGAGCACCCCAAGAUGUCUGCGUUCCUCCAGCAAGCAUCAGCUCUGCUGUAUAGCAUGUGUAAAUUGUGCUUUGUCAUAACUGGACGUGCUCCCAGUAUAUUUGACAACAAACGCCAGGACCCAACAGGACUCACAGCCCUGCUGCAGUCCACAGACUUGGUGGGAGUGGUGCACACCCUGUAUUGUAUUCUGCUGCACAGUUUCUCACCAGAGUCCGCGUCUCAGAGUCAAGAACCCUACAGCCCUGAGGUCAUCCAGGUGGCUCUGCAGGGCAUUCGCUUCCUCAACAGUUAUGCCCUUCUUGACCUUUCUGCCUUCCAGUCUGUUCUAGGAGCUGAAGGCCUCUCUCUGGCUUUCCGACACAUCGUCAGCUCGCUGCUGUGGUACUGCACCCAACAUUCAUCUGAAGACCUGCUGCACGAAGUCAUCAUCUGUGUGGGCUACUUUACUGUCAACCAUCCUGACAACCAGGUGAUCGUGCAGUCUGGCCGCCAGCCCAGCGUCUUGCAGAAACUGUGUCAGCUGCCCUUCCAGUACUUCAGCCACCCGCGCCUCAUCAGAGUGCUGUUUCCGAGCCUGAUCUCGGCCUGCUACAACAACUCUCAGAACAAAGUCAUCCUGCAGCAGGAGAUGAGCUGCGUGCUGCUCGCCACCUUCAUUCAGGACUGUGCUGAAAAUGAAAAAGAUUCGAACUGUAAAGUCAGUAAAACGGUUUUCCAGUGGACGGUGGAUUACUGCGAAUUAUCCGUCCGCUUCCCAAGAGAUCAGUGGGAUUCAGCUCUGCAGUUUUUUCUCAAGAAGCAGGAGUGAUGGAGAGGUCCUCCAUCAAAAAGCACACCUUAAAUGUUGCUAAAGACACUGUAAGAAUGUGGAGGGGGUUCGUUUGGC
Nematolebias whitei (Rio pearlfish) is the source of this 4431-nucleotide messenger RNA. RefSeq names its product S-phase cyclin A-associated protein in the ER (gene scaper). The transcript has 31 exons. The coding region runs from base 457 to 4353 and encodes 1298 amino acids. The record is from RefSeq and is a predicted model, not a curated record. Lineage: Eukaryota; Metazoa; Chordata; Actinopteri; Cyprinodontiformes; Rivulidae.